Apiotrichum porosum is the source of this 1527-nucleotide messenger RNA. RefSeq names its product transporter (gene SSU1). The record is from RefSeq and is a predicted model, not a curated record. The coding region runs from base 1 to 1527 and encodes 508 amino acids. Gene Ontology annotation, cellular component: plasma membrane. Gene Ontology annotation, molecular function: sulfite transmembrane transporter activity. The transcript is spliced from 3 exons. Gene Ontology annotation, biological process: transmembrane transport; sulfite transmembrane transport. Lineage: Eukaryota; Fungi; Basidiomycota; Tremellomycetes; Trichosporonales; Trichosporonaceae.
AUGACGACCCCAUAUAACUCUCUCACAACACCCCCCACCCCUCACGUCCCCGCUUCGCCCAGCGAUCUCCGAGGUUCGCUCGUGUCGACAGCACCUGGUUCGCCUCCACUAUCCUCCUCUGACGGCAGCAUGACUGACAGCCUAGCAACGCUGGCUCCUGUUCAGCACCAGCAGCCAGAGUAUGACAAUGGCUCGUCAUCCGCCCAUCCAACAACCCACCAUGCGCCAUACGCGUACGAGAAGCGGCCGCGUGGCGUUCUUGCUUACCUCGCGUAUGCAGCACUGCACACCCCGCCGUCAUUCUUUGCCAUCAACAUGGGAACGGGCAUCGUCUCGAUCCUCUUGCACAACUUUCCAUACCCCGCCCGCUGGCUCCAAUACCUCGGCACCAUUGUCUUUGUGCUCAAUGUGGUCAUCUUCGUGGCGCUCUUUUCCGCGACGAUUGCCCGCUACUGUAUCUGGAGCGGCGUAUUCAUGAUCACAGCCAAGCAUAACCUGAACAGCAUGUUCUGGGGCACUUUCCCCAUGGGCUUUGUGACGAUUGUCAACAUGAUCGCCAUUGUCUGCGUUCCCGCCUGGGGCAGCAAGUGGGCCUCCCUUGCGCUCGGCCUGUGGUGGAUCGACAUUGCCGUCGCUGUGCUGGUCAACUUUGGCACCGUCUUCCUGUUGUUCACAAAACAGCACCAAACAGAACUAUCCGUGUCACCGGCCUGGCUCCUGCCUGUUGUCUCGACCGUCGUCGCGGCCGCGUCCGGGUCCAUCGUCGCACAGUCCCUCAUGCCCUUCAACCCAAACCUUGCGCGUGCGACACUGCUCGCGUCGUAUGUCAUCUGGGGGACAGGUGUGCCGCUUGCGUUCAUGGUCAUCACCAUCGUCGUGUAUCGUAUGGCGCUCCACGGCCCGCCACCACACACGCUUCUCGCGUCCGUGUUCCUCCCUCUCGGUCCCUGUGCGCAAGGCGCGUUUGGUAUCGUCAACAUGGGAGUGACCGCGCGCCAGCUGGCCUACGAACACAGCACGCCAAUCAUUCCCGGGAUGGCACUCGAGGCAUCCCUGCACAUUGCAGACGCAAUGUACGCUGGCGGUAUCGUUGCAGGCCUUAUCCUCUGGGGUCUCGCAUUGCUCUGGUACACCCUCGGUAUCGCUCUGUUCCUUGACGGAUGGAGGAAGGACUGGUCGCUCCUGGGCACCGGCAAGUUUACUGUGGGCUAUUGGUCCCUCACUUUCCCUAUUGGAGUCUUUUCCACUGCGUCAUUAGCCCUAGGCACUGAACUGCAGUCGACGGCGUUCAAGGUCAUUGCCGCCUUCCUGGCAGUCCAAGUGGUGCUGCACUGGAUCUUUGUUUCAGUUGGCACCUUGUGGACCUUCCGCGACGGCACGUUGUUCUCGUCUCAAAAGUUUGAGACAGAGGACGCGCCCCACAUUGGCCAGCGCUGGCACCGCGAGGACUGGCCCAAGACCCAUACGUCCGAUAUUGAAGCGAGGCCCGGCAAGCAGGCAACCGAGGUGGCGUGCGAGAUCCCAUAA